AUGGAUGCUUUUGAGGUUUAUGGGCCUAGUUCCCAAGCCCUAACGUUCUUUGAUCCAGAAGAAAAUGAUCUCAUUGGCGGAGAUACCCAGGGACCAGAUUUUGACUGUGGCGAUUUUACCUUGCCAACGCAGUCGCAAACACAGGCCUCACAAAUUGACGCUGAUCAUGAAAAUAAUGUUGACAGGCUGGCAACGGCCGUUGAGUCCAUAGCAUUGAAUGCUCCCGAUGACGACGCUGUUACGAUAGGCGAGGAAUUGCCCGAACACGCCUGCGCCUAUUGUGGAAUCAGUGACCCCGCAGCCGUCGUUUAUUGCAAUACUACAAAGAAAUGGUUUUGUAAUAGCAGGGGAAAUACUUCCGGCAGAUCAAAGGAAGUUUCGCUUCACAAAGACAGCCCUUUAAAGGACACGGUCUUGGAGUGCUAUGUGUGUGGUUCCAAAAACGUCUUCUUGUUGGGAUUUGUGCCUGCAAAAUCAGAAUCCGUUGUUGUCCUUCUAUGUCGCCACCCUUGUGCGAAUCAAAACAAAGACAUGCACUGGGAUCCAAGCCAGUGGCAGCCAUUGAUUCAGGGCAGACAGUUCCUUUCCUGGCUAGUCAAAGUUCCGAGCGAAGAGGAGCAGGCGAAAGCUCGUCAAAUAUCUGCCCAACAAAUAAAUCGUUUGGAAGAACUGUGGAAGGAAAAUCCGCUGGCGGAAGUGAGUGAUCUUGAACGCCCGGGUAUAGAAAAAGAAGUUGAGCCUAUCCUUUUACGGUACGAUUCUUCCUACCACUACCAACAAACGUUUAAGCCUCUGGUUGAACUGGAGGCGGCCUAUGAUAAAAAAAUUAAGGAAUCACUCAAACUGGAGAAUGUGAUCGUCCGAUGGGAAACUGCUCUAAACACGAAGAAAGUUGCCUAUUUUCGGAUUCCUGGAGCCAAUGAAGGCCCCGAGUUAAGGAUAAUGCAUGGUGAUGAAUUGAUCGUGCGUCAUCAAACCAACACCGAAGAAAGUUGGAGUAUCACGGGACAUGUUAUAAAGAUCCCCGACAACUUUUCGGACGAAGUAGCCGUUGAAAUGAAGCACGUCUCCGAACCACCUACAAAUGCAGUUACUUACACGGUUGAGUUUAAGUGGAAGUCGACUCCAUUUGAUCGUAUGCAGAAGGCUAUCGCAAGUGUUUCGGAGGAUUUUUCGGAUGUUUUGCCGCCCUACAUUUUCUACCGUAUCCUUGGCCACGAAAUGGACGAUAUGGUUCUAAAAUGCACGGGAAAGACAGUCACAUCGGCGACCAUAGUUUAUCACCUCAGUCAAAUUCACCAAAAGAAAGUUCUUGUGGUGGCCCCGAGUAAUACUGCGGUUGAUCAAUUAUGCGAAAAAAUUGACCAGACCGGACUUCGUGUUGUGCGUUUGUGCGCGCGUUCACGGGAAGCUUUGGUGUCUCCUGUUAGCCGUUUGAUGCUUCAUACUCAGGCCCAGGGUGUCAAAGGCCAUACUGAACUACGGAAGUUGCAACAGCUGAAAGACGAAGCUGGUGAACUCAGUCAGUCAGAUGAAAAACGGUAUCGUGCCUUAAAGCGUGAACUGGAAAGUAAGUUGUUGCUUUAUCUGUUGAUCUUCCAGUAUUUUGACUUGAUACUUCGUGUGUUUGAAAUUUUGAAUUUAGUCACAUUUGCGUCCAAAUACCCGCCCAUCAAUUCUGAUACAUUAGCCUGA
Molecule: messenger RNA, 1695 nt
Organism: Dibothriocephalus latus
Lineage: Eukaryota; Metazoa; Platyhelminthes; Cestoda; Diphyllobothriidea; Diphyllobothriidae
Source: the annotation of a GenBank genome assembly